AUGGCGGCGGCGCUGCUGCUGUGCUCCGCCCUGCUGCUGUGCUCCGCCCUGCUGUGCGCGGCGGUGGGCUGCGCGGGCGCGGCGCUGAUCCCCCCCGCGGCCGACGUGAAGGUGGAGGUGCUGCACAAGCCUUUCCUCUGCCACAGGAAGACCAAGUGGGGGGACAUGAUGCUGGUUCACUACGAGGGCUUCUUGGAGAGGGACGGCUCCAUGUUUCACUCGACUCACAAGCAUAACAAUGGGCAACCUAUGUGGUUUACACUUGGCAUAAGGGAAGCUCUCAAAGGCUGGGACAGAGGGUUGAAGGACAUGUGUGUGGGAGAGAAACGGAAGCUAACUAUUCCACCAGCCCUUGCUUAUGGAAAAGAAGGGAAAGGAAAAAUUCCACCUGAGAGCACAUUGAUUUUCAACAUUGACCUUCUAGAAAUUAGAAAUGGACCAAGGUCUCAUGAGUCAUUCCAGGAGAUGGAUCUUAAUGAUGACUGGAAACUAUCCAAGCAAGAGGUGAAAAUUUACCUGAAGAAAGAAUUUGAAAAGCAUGGAGCAGUGGUAAAUGAUACCCAGCAUGAUGCUUUGGUUGAAGACAUAUUUGAUAAAGAGGAUGAAGACAGUGAUGGGUUUAUAUCUGCAAGGGAAUUCACGUACAAGCAUGAUGAGCUGUAGAAAGAAAAGGGUGGCAUAAUUUUUUUUGACACAAAUAGCUGUGACUUAGACUGUCUGGUUCUCAUGUCAUCUGAAUUCUGUAUUUCAGAAUUGACAAUUGCUCUUGGCAAAAAGAGAAUUUCUAUUCGUUAUGUACAAGUGUUUUAAACUGUUUUAAAGUGUGAAAAUGUACCUCCUCUUAUACAGCAAAGACUUGCACAUCAGUGUUUUUUAAAUUUUGUAUUAAAUUAUUUUUCAGAAAUGUAACAGACUUUCCAGUUGUCAUUCAUUAUGAAAAUCAAAAUCCAGUUCAAUGACUUUUCUGUGAUUUGUUUGUGUGCCAAAAUCACUUUCAGCAGCUACCUUAUGUAUUACUUGUAGUCUGUGGCUUAGUUAUUUGACCUUCUUUCCUGAGUGUCACUGCUUAAAAAGCGGUGUGCUGACCUUGGGUUUUUUUCCUGCAGAUUUUUAAAAGAUAAAGUAGAAGGCAUCAGCAUCUCUCUGUACAGCUGAGAAACUGAUAUAAAGCUGAAUGAGAAGAGUGAUUAUCCUGUGCUGAUUUUGCCCUUCUAAAGGGAGAGUGUUACUACCAUGCCAGUAAUUGUCUGC
This is a messenger RNA of Sturnus vulgaris (Common starling), 1251 nucleotides long. It is a transcript of the gene FKBP14, whose product is annotated as FKBP prolyl isomerase 14. NCBI's taxonomy places the organism in Eukaryota, Metazoa, Chordata, Aves, Passeriformes, Sturnidae. The record is from RefSeq and is a predicted model, not a curated record. Gene Ontology annotation, molecular function: calcium ion binding; peptidyl-prolyl cis-trans isomerase activity.